Messenger RNA from Xylaria bambusicola, 216 nucleotides. RefSeq lists its product as uncharacterized. NCBI's taxonomy places the organism in Eukaryota, Fungi, Ascomycota, Sordariomycetes, Xylariales, Xylariaceae. The record is from RefSeq and is a predicted model, not a curated record. Bases 1 to 216 code for a protein of 71 amino acids. The transcript has 2 exons.
AUGUCCAGCACAAUCUUCCUCCUCAGCUUCCUCCACGCCGUCGCCCUAGGCGCGCCAACGACUCAGCAUCUAUCCCUGCUCCCAGGAAACAUGACCACACCCGUGAUUCCCACACUCACGGCAAUCAAAUCCGCAGAGGGAGAGGACUCUCCUCAGAGCCCGGAGUUCAACACCGACGCUGUGAUCGGCAUUAGGAAGCGGGUUGAGCAGGUAUAG